AUGACACAAUAUAAAUUUAAAAUUGAUGGAAAAGAAUAUCCUAAUAAUACAAUAAUAACAUCAUUGCCAACUUGGAAGAUAGAUCAAAUUAUGGUGAAUUUUAUAACCGAGGGGGUACUGGGUGGGGUUUCGGGGGUAAUCCGGUGUUGUGUAUCGACCAGGGUUGUCACGGGGUGAGAAAAAAGGUCGGGUUCGGUGUGUAUUUUCAAAAUUUUCUUCGUAUCGGGUUUCGGGUCGAAAAGUCAGGGUUUCG
Messenger RNA from Meloidogyne enterolobii, 253 nucleotides. NCBI's taxonomy places the organism in Eukaryota, Metazoa, Nematoda, Chromadorea, Rhabditida, Meloidogynidae. The record is from the annotation of a GenBank genome assembly.